AGCAGCCUCGGUUAUUCGCACCACCUCCAAAUCAUGCAAGGCACAGGGUAAGAGCAAAGACAAGGUGGCUGUGGCCGAUGUCCACCCUCUCGGGGCGUCCCUUCUCUUCUCUCCUCCUUGGGCAGGGAGACCAUCGGGGUGCAACCUGGCUGGGGCGGGGAGGAGGUGCAGGGCCUGGCCGGAGCUGACCUGGCCACGGGCAGGGGACAGCGACCUCCUGGGCCGGGGCAGGUGAGCACGGCGCAGGCCAGGGCCCGGCGUGUCCCCGGUGCGCGCGAGCGGCCAGCAGAGGGCGCCAGAGAGCCAGGAGCGGCCCGCGGAGGAGCCCGCGCCCGCCCGGAUGCCCAGCUCUGCGCCGCGCGGACGCACCGAGCCCGCGCUAAGACGCUCGCUCCGCCGAGAGGCCGCUCGCGCCGGGUCCUUCCUCUUCCCCAGGUGCAGGCAGAGCCCCCGGAGCCAUGGCCAGCCCUUCCCGCAGCUCCGAAGCCACUGGCAAGCCCCGAGGCAGGGAUGGCCGGCCCAGGAGGGAGGAGGACAACGUCCCUCCGGAAGAGAAGAGGCUGCGGCUGGGGCUGGAGGGGGGAAGCGCACAGCCCGAGGACUGCGAGGACGGGGAGGACGCGCCGCGGCCGGGCAGGGAGGAGACCGGCACCCAGACAGGUGGCGACGGCAGAGGAGCAGAGAGCUGAUCAAAACAGCAAAAGCAAAGCAGUGCCCCUGGCCCAGUUCUGAAGCCAACCUUCUUUA
Molecule: messenger RNA, 747 nt
Organism: Nomascus leucogenys (northern white-cheeked gibbon)
Lineage: Eukaryota; Metazoa; Chordata; Mammalia; Primates; Hylobatidae
Product: putative cuticle collagen 91
Source: RefSeq, a predicted model, not a curated record